AUUAUUUUUUCUCGAUUGGAAGAGACAUUGUGCAAAAUUGUGAGAAAUUAUAAUAAAUGAGAGUUUCGGUGUAUUCUCUUAUCUAAAUAUACAACGAAAGGAAUGCUGAGCCGAAUGCACGUCUCUUAGUGUGUUGUGUUAAGUUGUGUUGUGAUUCUUGGUCUUGGUCUUGGUGCUGAGCUGCUUACUCCUCCUUCGCGUCCUUCUGCCAGUUGCUGAGCCCUGAGCCGCACCACACUGCGAAGACGAAGAGUUCGAGUUCAUUAAUAUUUGUUCUGUUCUGGUACUGUUGUAGUUCUGCGAGGUAUUUGUUGUGUUGUGUUGUGUUGUGUUUAACACAGGCGAAACGCGCCAUUUUUCUGCGUUACGCCGCUUACUUCUUAAUACGGUAUCUUGUUUGCUUUCGAGUGAUAUUACAGAUUUUACCGUUUACUCAAUUAGCUUCAAUACAAUUCAAUGUAUGCCGAAUCAGUGUACGAUCACGAAUAUACCUGUCGAGUGGAUAACUGUGCACCGAAAAGGCGUCGAUAAUGGAGAACCUCGAGGUUUAGCUUUGCUGGCUAAAACAAAUUAGAAAUUUUGCAAAUAUGAAACAUUCAGCAUCAGCGCCGCCUGAAGAAGUUAAAUUGAAUCCCUUCGAAAUACUUUCUGAAAUCGAUGCCAGGGAAAUUUUACAUAUUAUCACUGAUGGAAAAUGCAAAAUUCCAACUACAUCAAAUUUUACAAAAGUUCAAUUGCCUCGAGGAAAUCAGAAGCCUAUAGACAUAAAUGUGUGCAAUAAAAUUUCCAUAGAACCUUCAAAGAAAGUUAAAAUACUAAUUUACAUCAAUGCUCUUCUGUGGUUGUUGACUACAUUAUUAUUUUCAAUUUCAUUGGGUUACAUAUAUAUAGAAUUGCAAGCUCAGAAACAGAAUGUUUAUGAACUUAGUCAAACUUUAUUGACUAUUAGUAGUAAAUAUGAAUUUCUUAGUGAUUCUGUAACGCAAUCAUUAAUUGCAAGUGAUUUUAUAUCACCUGAAAGUAUACAUGAUAAUCAAACCAAAGAUAACACGGCGCACAGUGAUAACAUUUAUGGUAAAACAAAUACAGAUAAAUAUAGCUCAGACAGGAAUACCUCAGGAAAUAAGAAAAAAAUUGAUAAUAAAUAUGAUGAUUUUGAAAGAGACAAAGCAAACGCCACAAAUCACUCUGAUGGGUCCAUUGCCUAUAGAAAAAAUCAACAAAACUCACCUAUGCUAGGAGGUCCUGCAGUUAUCCAGUUUACAGGUGCAGUUCCACGUGUCGAUAUCGCAAAUGAAGGUAGGCUUAUUGGACCUUGGGUCACAGAUGAUGUGGGAUCAGGUAUUUAUAACUUAACAGAGUUUUACAUAACAGAGCAAGGAAAUGCAAUAGAAAUAGUUCAAUCUGGGCUUUACAUAAUUUAUUCUCAGGUUUAUUAUGAAAACUUCUAGUCUUUUAAACAGUUAUUCUAUAAGUAUAAGAAAGAAAGGAUAUUCUGCACCCUUUCCCAAUUGCAUAUUGCAGUACUACGGCACAAAACUCAAGUAGCAAAUUGCCUCACGAGAGCAGUUGUUUUACAUCAGUUGUGAGAUAUCUAUCUCAGUAUGACAGAUUGAUAUUACAGCAACAGGAGAUAAAUCGCAGAGUUAUUA
Ctenocephalides felis (cat flea) is the source of this 1652-nucleotide messenger RNA. RefSeq lists its product as uncharacterized. The record is from RefSeq and is a predicted model, not a curated record. Gene Ontology annotation, cellular component: membrane. Gene Ontology annotation, molecular function: tumor necrosis factor receptor binding. Gene Ontology annotation, biological process: immune response. Lineage: Eukaryota; Metazoa; Arthropoda; Insecta; Siphonaptera; Pulicidae. The coding region runs from base 588 to 1451 and encodes 287 amino acids. The transcript is spliced from 5 exons.